AUUAGAGCGAUGGACUCGAGUAACUUCUUCUUUUGUUGCAUAUCUUCAGCUCACUGGAGAGCUUUGAGAAAGGUUUCAAGACAAUGGAGGUCACGACUCUAUCUGUCUUUUCCAUUAAUAAAACCACUUCAACUGGAGAGGACUUCAACAACUCAAAUGUCCUUUUUGGGAACCAAACAAGCGAUCCAUACGCUCAGCUGAGGCAUUCUCUCAAUAUCAUGUCAAUUGUCAUUUACUCCCUGGCUUUCGUCCUGGGUGUGCUGGGCAAUGGCGUCGUUAUCUGGGUAACUGGAUUCAUGAUGAAGAAAACCGUUAACACAGUAUGGUUCCUCAACCUUGCCGUGGCUGACUUCCUCUUCACAGCCUUCCUUCCUUUGAGUGUGGUGUACACUGCUCUACAAUUCCACUGGCCCUUCGGGACAUUCAUGUGUAAGCUAAGUAGUGCAGUUAGUGCUCUCAACAUGUUCGCCAGUGUUUACAUCCUGAUGGUGAUCAGCAUUGACCGAUGCGUGUCUGUGGUGUUCCCUGUUUGGGCCCAGAAUCACCGUAGUGUCCAGAAGGCUUCCCGUGUGAGUGUGUGUGCUUGGGUGUUGGCACUGAUUCUAAGCACUCCGUUCUUCGUCUUCAGGGACACAGGCCCAUCGUUCUUCAGUGAAGAUGUCAUUAACUGCUUCAACAACUUUGUAUUUUCUGAUGACUUUACACCAGCGCUGAAUCAGCUCCGAUUGUUCCGCCAUCAGGCCAUAACAGUGACUCGCUUCCUCCUGAGUUUUGCUAUCCCCUUCACCGUCAUUGUCUCCUGUUACGCUGUCAUCAUCCAUCGCCUCAGAAAGAAUCCCAACCUGGCCAGCCAAUCAAGCCGCACCUUUAAGAUUAUUGCUGCCGUUAUAAUUGUUUUUUUCCUCUGCUGGGCUCCCUUUCACAUCCUUGUUUUAAUGGAGCUAACCAGUUACAAGUACACAAGUGUAGUAUUCCAAAGUGUCGUAACGCUCGGGCUCCCAUUUGCCACGAGCUUGGCCUUCAUCAACAGCUGCCUCAAUCCACUGCUCUAUGUGUUCAUGGGACAAGAUUUCAAGGCUAAAGUUUGCAAAUCCAUUGUAAAAGCACUGGAGACUGCUUUUCAGGAAGAAGGCUCUCAUGCGGACUCAAAGACAGUUGAAACCAGUCAGGGCAAUGAAAAUAGUCACGUUUGAGUCUCUUGAAGACACGGUUCCAACAGAUACAGAAACAUCACAUUGCAAAGAAUUGCAACAAAAAUGUAAAUGUUGCUGUUUUAGCUUUUGCAGUCUUUAUUCGUAGUUUGGGUGUCUAAAUCUUGACUUGAACCACUGGCUUAAUGAAUACAGGUACAUCUCAAUAAUUUGGAAAAGUAUAGAAAAGUUAAUUUCUUUCAGUACUCAUACAUUAUAUUAUACACUUGAGAAAAUACUUUUCAGAGGGAAAAUUCCUGCCUAAUUUCAAGAUUAAAAAUAAUUGUCAUUGUUUGUUGAAUUUUUUUUUUUUUACACAAUUUUCCAGUUUUUAGAAAUGAAGGAUUUGAGGUUUUCAUUUGCUGUAAGCUAUAAUCAUACAUAUAUUCUAAAAAACAUCCUGAAAUAUUUCACUCUGAGUGUCCGUGGUGCUUAUCUAUAAUGAGUUUCACUUUUUGAAUUGAACUAACUCAACUCCUGACACUAUUCUAAUUUAUUGAGAUUUACCUGUAUAUUGUUCCUGCAUGUUGUGUUAAAAAUGCAUGGCUAAAUAACCAAUUAAAUUGUGCAUCUCCAUUUGUUGAUUGCUUUUCUUUGUUUUAAUAAACCAAGUACAAACAACCUUAGGUUUAAGCAGAAAGUGUGGUGGUAAAAGUACACUUUUUAAAUCAUUGAAUGGAUUGUGACAGAUCCAGCGUCAUUACAGGUAAGCUGGAGCCUAUCCAAGCUGACUUUGGCGAGAGGUAGAGUACAACCUGAACUUGUGACAAGCCAAUUGCACAGAACGUAUAGACAAACAACAAUUCACACUCACAAGCGCCAUGGAACAUUGAAAGUCUUCAAUAAACCUAACAUGCAUGUUUAUCCGAGGAAGCCAGAGUACCUGGAAAAAAAGUAUUUUCUUUUUCAUGGUUUGUUUUUGUCUUUUGUAUUGUUUUUGUGACAGUGGCCACUGUAUGUUCGACUG
Molecule: messenger RNA, 2157 nt
Organism: Phycodurus eques (leafy seadragon)
Lineage: Eukaryota; Metazoa; Chordata; Actinopteri; Syngnathiformes; Syngnathidae
Product: chemerin-like receptor 1
Exons: 2
Coding region: 84-1193 (369 amino acids)
Biological process (GO): inflammatory response; phospholipase C-activating G protein-coupled receptor signaling pathway; complement receptor mediated signaling pathway
Cellular component (GO): plasma membrane
Molecular function (GO): G protein-coupled receptor activity; complement receptor activity
Source: RefSeq, a predicted model, not a curated record